Hydra vulgaris (swiftwater hydra) is the source of this 1132-nucleotide messenger RNA. RefSeq lists its product as uncharacterized. NCBI's taxonomy places the organism in Eukaryota, Metazoa, Cnidaria, Hydrozoa, Anthoathecata, Hydridae. The record is from RefSeq and is a predicted model, not a curated record.
AUCUAUUCCAAAUGCGUUUGAAAAAGUAACUUCAAACAUGGGUGUGUGUGAAAAACACUGGCCACCAGGCUGUAAAAUGCACAAGCCUCCUCGAUCAAAGUUUGAGGUUCCUGUUGAUCCCCCAUCUAUUUUUCCUGGAUGCACAUCUUCAAUGGUGCGCCAAACAGUCUCAACACAACCAAGAUCUACAAAUAUAAAUAAAAUUUCUUUAACAUCACGAAAUGCAAUACCUGAUGAAUUGGAUGAUUUCAAUCAAAUUGAUUUAAUUAGAUUUUAUGAUGUUGAAAUAAUGUUGUCUGAAAUAAAAGAAAGGCAUACAAAAGUUAACUGCUAUGACCUGCUCAGUUUUUCUCAUUGUCUUACUCGGUGGUCACAGCUUGAAGCUAUUGUCAAAAGAGUUUGUACCUCUAGUCCUGAAAUAAAAGAUGAGGUAUUAAGUUUGAUUAGUCAAAUUGAAAAUACAUACAGUGACACUUCUGAAGAAAUUUCUUUCCUCAUUGAACAACUACGCCUCACCACUUAUUCCCCAAAUGGACUGCGCUUUUUUACUUUAUGUAUACGUCGUGCACUUGAACUGUAUUUGUCCUCCACAUGUUGUUAUCAACAUUUAAGAAUUCUGCUUUGUUUGCCCAGUCCAAAGACUCUCAUUUCAAAAUUAGGAAGAGUUGGAGAAGUUGGAAAUGAAAAAGAGUGCAAUAAUACAAUCAAAGUUGUUUUUGAAAAUUUUAAUAGUUCUGAAAAGUGUUGCUGCCUUCUCUUUGAUGAGAUGUAUAUUAAACCAAGUGUUAGUUUCAGAGGAGGACACCUCAUUGGAUAUAGUGAGGAAAAUCCCACUAAAAUUGCAAAAACGUUAUUAGUCUUUAUGAUUAAACCUAUGUUUGGUAAACCUUCUUUUGUUUGUAGAAUUGUACCAAUAUUUCAACUGUCAGUGCACUUUCUUCACGAUUUGAUUAUAAACAUAAAUAAACAAAUAAUUGAUGGAGGAGGAGAAUUACUGUGUCUUUUAUCAGAUAACCAUCCCACAAAUCGAAAAUUAAACCUAUGUUUAGUAAACCUUCUUUUGUUUGUAGAAUUGUACCAAUAUUUCAACUGUCAGUGCACUUUCUUCACGAUUUGAUUAUAAACAAAAAUA